This is a messenger RNA of Macrosiphum euphorbiae (potato aphid), 396 nucleotides long. The record is from the annotation of a GenBank genome assembly. Lineage: Eukaryota; Metazoa; Arthropoda; Insecta; Hemiptera; Aphididae.
AUGUUGAAGAUUAAUAUUAUGUUACAAGUCGCUAUUCUCGUAUUGACCACUCUAGUGGCCAUUACUUUUGCCGAACACGACGCUACAUCUUACGCAUUUUACCAUCCGAAAUUCGAAAACACCCAUCACGACGGACACGACCAUUACGCGCCACCCCAUUACACGUACAAGUACGGUGUCAAAGAUCCGCACACGGGCGACCACAAACACCAGUCGGAGCACCGUGAGGGUGACGUAGUGCACGGCGAGUACAGCGUGGUGGAGCCGGACGGUCGAGUCCGCAAGGUGACUUACACUGCCGACAAGCACAACGGAUUCAACGCUCACGUGCACCACGUGCACCACGCCCACCACCCUCAACACUACGGACACCAUGAACACCACGAAGAGGAAUGA